Molecule: messenger RNA, 1494 nt
Organism: Chaetura pelagica (chimney swift)
Lineage: Eukaryota; Metazoa; Chordata; Aves; Apodiformes; Apodidae
Gene: ASL
Product: argininosuccinate lyase
Exons: 17
Coding region: 1-1404 (467 amino acids)
Cellular component (GO): cytosol
Molecular function (GO): argininosuccinate lyase activity
Source: RefSeq, a predicted model, not a curated record
AUGGCCUGUGAGGGUGGGAAUAAACUCUGGGGAGGAAGGUUCAGUGGAAGCACAGAUCCAGUCAUGGAGAUGCUCAAUGCUUCCAUUACCUAUGAUCAGAGACUGGCUGAAGUUGAUAUCCAGGGGAGCAUGGCUUAUGCCAAAGCCUUGGAGAAGUCUGGGAUAAUACCUAAAAGUGAGCUGGAGAAGAUACUGAAUGGUCUGGAAAAGAUCUCUGAGGAAUGGUCUAAAGGAGUCUUUGUGGUGACCCAAAGUGAUGAGGACAUCCACACUGCCAAUGAACGCAGACUUAAGGAGCUGAUUGGAGACAUAGCUGGAAAGCUGCACACUGGGAGAAGCAGGAAUGAUCAGGUUGUUACUGACUUGAAGCUGUUCAUGAAGAAUUCCCUCUCUGUCAUCUCCACUCACCUCCUGCAGCUCAUCAAGACCCUGGUGGAACGUGCUGCCAUAGAAAUCGAUGUUAUCUUGCCUGGCUACACCCACCUGCAGAAAGCCCAGCCCAUCCGAUGGAGCCAGUUCUUGCUCAGCCACGCUGUUGCUCUGACCCGGGACCUGGAGCGCCUGGGAGAGGUGAAGAGGAGAAUCAAUGUCUUGCCGCUGGGAAGUGGUGCUCUGGCUGGCAACCCCCUGGGGAUCGAUAGGGAGCUGCUGUGCAGUGAGCUGGACUUUGCUUCCAUCAGUCUGAACAGCAUGGACACAGUCAGUGACAGAGACUUUGUGGUGGAAUUCCUCUCUGCUGCUACCCUGCUGAUGAUCCACCUUAGCAAGAUGGCUGAAGAUCUCAUCAUCUACAGUACCAACGAGUUUGGCUUUCUGACCCUCUCUGAUGCUUACAGCACUGGCAGCAGCCUGAUGCCUCAGAAGAAGAACCCCGACAGCCUGGAGCUGAUCCGCAGCAAAGCCGGCCGCGUCUUCGGGCGGUUGGCUGCCAUCCUCAUGGUCCUCAAAGGACUCCCAAGCACCUACAACAAGGAUCUGCAGGAGGACAAGGAGGCCGUCUUUGAUGUUGUGGACACCCUGAAUGCUGUGCUGCAGGUCGCCACUGGAGUAAUUUCUACCCUCCAGAUCAACAAGGAGAACAUGGAAAAGGCCCUGAGCCCUGAGAUGCUCUCUACUGACCUGGCUCUCUACUUGGUUCGUAAAGGAAUGCCAUUCAGACAGGCCCACACUGCCUCUGGGAAGGCCGUCCACCUUGCAGAGUCUAAAGGUACCACCAUCAAUAAUCUCAGCCUGGAUGACCUGAAAAGCAUCAGCCCCCUGUUUGGCAGUGAUGUCUCCCAGGUCUUCAACGUGGUGCAGAGCGUGGAGCAGUUCAGGGCUGCUGGGGGCACUGCCAGGAGCAGCGUGUCUGCCCAGAUCGAGCACCUGAGGGAGCUGCUGAGGAGGCACGAAGAGCAGGCUUAGAGUGUGGGCAGACAGCCCAGGGCUGCAGCACCGUGCCUGUCACACUCGGCUGGGGUCAGUAAACGCUGGGGUGGAGGUAGUUCACUGAAA